Lachancea nothofagi CBS 11611 is the source of this 630-nucleotide messenger RNA. NCBI's taxonomy places the organism in Eukaryota, Fungi, Ascomycota, Saccharomycetes, Saccharomycetales, Saccharomycetaceae. The record is from the annotation of a GenBank genome assembly.
AUGUUUAUCUUGACCAAAAUUUCUGACCUGGUGCGGGUCCCGCCAGAUCAAUUCCAUAGACACCCUAAAGCGGCCAUUUUCCACCAAAUGAAUAAUAAAUUCACCAACAAGGUGAUCCCACACGUUGGGCUUUGCAUCACAAUAUAUGACCUGCUGGCGGUUGAGGAAGGCCAAUUGAAACCUGGCGAUGGUGCCGCGUAUAUUAACACCACUUUCCGAGCGCUGGUGUUCAAGCCUUUUGUUGGUGAGAUUGUGACGGGUUGGAUCUCUCAGUGUACAGUGGAAGGCAUCAAAGUAUCACUGUUAGGGGUUUUCGAUGACAUUUUCAUUCCCCAUAAAAUGCUUUUUGAAGGCUGUUAUUAUUCCCCCGACGACAGCGCCUGGGUAUGGCCCACGGACGAGGAAACCAAACUGUACUUCGACGUAAACGAAAAGAUCAGGUUCCGCGUCGAGCAGGAAAUUUUCGUAGACGUGAAACCGAAGUCUCCCAAGGAAAGGGAAGCGGAAGAGCAAGAGCAAAACGAGGAUCCUGCUCAAGACAAAAAACCCAAAGCCGAAAAACCUCCAGCUUACGCGCUUUUGGGCUCUUGCCAAACUGACGGAAUGGGUCUUGUCGGCUGGUGGGAAUAA